Messenger RNA from Temnothorax curvispinosus, 8467 nucleotides. RefSeq lists its product as uncharacterized. Lineage: Eukaryota; Metazoa; Arthropoda; Insecta; Hymenoptera; Formicidae. The record is from RefSeq and is a predicted model, not a curated record. The transcript has a single exon. Bases 23 to 454 code for a protein of 143 amino acids.
UUUGGCCUCCGCGGCCGGCUCCAUGACUGGCAGGUUGUCGUCGCAUGUCGGCAUGCUACCGCCAUUGGCCUGCCAGCCCGGCUUGCCAACAGCAGCACCGGGCCACCAUCAUCCGGAGCAGCAUCCGCAGUUGGGUCACGUGGCCGCCGCCGCCGCCGCCGCCGCCGCUGCCGCCGCCUCGAUGGGCAUGGAGUCCUCGGAACUGAUGGCGGUGGCUCAUUACCAGGCGCAACAGCUGCAACGACAGUUGUUGGCCGAGCAGUCAGGUCCGGGCACCACGAUGCUGCUGCCUACGUCUGCUCAGCCUACUGGUGGAGGCUUGAUGCAGCCGCAGGGGCUCCAAGGGCAGCAGGGCCAACUCCAGCCGGGCCAGGACCCGUUACAGAGCUUGGUGCAGCAACUGCUCUGUCUACAGCAGAUAGAGUAUUUCCUCGCGCAGCGCGGUCACAAAUGAGUACACUUUACAGUACGUAAAUAUGGGUCAUUUCGCACGAGAAAACGAGAUGAUCAGACCAGAGAGCGACGUUUGGAACUCGAUGUGAGUGGGAAACGUGUUUGUGCAAAAGUGCUCUGAUACUGCUGAUUCGGUUUCGCGUCAAAUUGUUGUACGACCCGCUGACGCCGUUGAUGUUGCGACGCUGUCGAGAAUGAGGACGGACAAUAUGCGGCGGCAUCUGCUCGAGUUUGUACCGUUUUUUCUAAUUCUCGAACGGAGGGGAGGUAGCGCGGUGUCUCCGAAUCCACCACGACGAUACGGGAAGAUUAUGGAAGAAACUGGAUGAUGGGAGCGCCAGACAGGAAAAGGGGAGAGCGGCAGUUGCCACCCGUUUAUUCGUGGAGCGCUAUAUCGUUUCGGGACAUCGUGCGAACGGACGACGAUCUCCGGGAUAGAGGAGAUCAAAGUGUUUUAGCGUGUGAUAAAAAAAACUUUAUGUCAAAAAUUAUGUUAAAUAUGAAAGGUGGAACGAUGUGAUUGGGGGGAGGGGGUGAAGAAUCGCUCGCGAAUGAAGAAGAAGCGAGAAGGAGGAAUGUUAACGCCACGCGCGUCAGAGACGAUUAUCCGCUCUGGUGCGAUCUGUGAAUGAAUCUCUAUCCGUCAACAGUAUUGAUAUAAUUAAUAGAGUAAAUGAAUAUAUAUAUAAAAUAUAUUGUAAGAACUAUAUAUAUAUCGUAAGUACGUAUUUGUGCAAACGUCAGUGUGCAAGUUAGGCAGAAUGCGUGGUGUGAUAGUAGUUCGGGGUAUAUGGGAGAGAGAAAGAGAAAAUGAAUGUGAGAGGGUGUGAGUGAGGUAAACAGAGAAGCAGAGAAAGAGUGAGGAAGACGAAGCGUUAGAGUCACCUUCGACUCGAAGAUUUUUAAGCGCGGGGACCGACCGAACGCCAAUGCAUAGCCUCGUUGAUUGUCCCGAGGGCUCGUUGUAGAAUUUUAUCCUUUAUUAUUAUUAUAUAAAAUAAUAAUUAUUUGACGAACCACGGAAAGCGUAAGAAUAUUUUGCACACUAAAUAUGUAAGAGAGAGACUUCGUUCCAAAGGUUCAACACGGUUGGUAUAUGUAACAUAAGUAUAAAGCUUUCUCAAAACCGAGACGAGACACGGAAUCAACCCCCCACGGUGCAGGAAAAAAGAAAAUUGUAAAAGCGUUUUUAACAUUCGUUGUAAACAAGCCUCGUGUUUUAUGUUUAGAAUACAUUGCGGUACGACACGUAGCACAGCACGUACCCACGUCUUAUGAAUUAUAUGUCGAAUUCUAACUUUAUAUAUCUAGGUGAAUACUUUACGUUCACUAAUCUGAUUGUGCUUUGAUUUUUAAACGAGACUCUUUUUAACAGCAACAUUAGGACCUUAUCAUUUUAUUCGAUACAUAAGUAAUGCGCGUGGUGAUUCGAUACUUUAUACAAUGUAUGUCAGAUGACGGCACAUAACGCACACAACACGUACAAUAUGUACACGUAAAUCCGAACUAAGUUCCUUGCGUGUUACGUUUUAAACAUCAUGUAUAUGUUCCUCAUUUUGUUUAUAUACGUCGCAUAUGUUCCUAUUUUUAUAUUGCUCUUUGUGAUUCGUUAUGUUCCCUUCUUUUAGCAUUCAGAUGAUUUUUAUAAGAUUUUUUAACGACAAACUUUAUUUAAAUCAUCGAUAUAUUACUUGUCGAUCAAUGUGCCCUUCGGGUCUUCGAAUCAUUUGUCUUUGUGCGGUGUCAUUACAAAUGAUUCGUUCCAAUUUUGAAUUGAAGAGAAAUCUUAUAGCUUUAAAGUGUAAUUCGUAUGCAGAUCCUGUAUUCUGAUAUACAUAUUGUAUAUUUCUGAUACAUUAUAUAUUCGAUGGAAACAGUAUUUGUUUUGACGAGAUUCGAAGUUACACAUGCGUCGAAAUGUAAGAAAGGGGAACAUCGUUUUAGUUGGUAAUUACUAUACAUCACACAAACUGCGAUUUGUCGGUGUUUUCCCGCGUGACUCUUUCGCGUCACGCGCUUGAGCACGACGUAGGUACGAGCUCUGCUUCGAUUUCGGAAUACAAGCUCUUCGCACACAACAUACACACAAGACACAAACACACAAGUAAUUUGCGUGUCAUGAAUCGCUCCGUUCUCUCAAACACUCCGUCGAUGUAGAUCGCGAAGCGCACUCGCGGAUUAUCGCGCGAGCCGCUUCCAUAUCAUUGUCAUUAACGGGUCUGCGCCGUCGUAGUCUGAAAGGACGUUUCUAGCUUUCAGUUCCCUCCGCUCCACGAAGCUCAAAUCAGAAUUACGUUUCGUUCUGUUUACUAUUUGUUUGAUGGUAGUCCAAAGAAUAGAGAAACAAGCGGCGUUUUGCGGCUGCGAAAUUCUAAUUGAACUAUUCUCGAGAGAGCCUACGAGCGGAUGGAUAAAAGUUUGUUCGUCGGAUUUUAUCAAAAGAACAGUAAGAGGAAAAAGACGGCAGCAUAUAAACGCCGGCGUUUUGUCACGUCCGUAAACUCUGCGUCUUCCCAAGGCGAGAGCAUCUUCCGCAUCUUUGUCGUGUCGAUAUCGCGCGGCAAUACAUUUUAAAAUAUGUACAAAGAUCAUUGUCUCACAUAGUACACACAAUACGCGACACAAUAGCAUCAUUCGUGUAAUCUUUAACUCCUCCGCUUUUCGAGAGAAAAAUGCCAUCGCUUUCUCGUUAUUUUCUCGGUUUUUAAUGCAAAGGUAUUGCCGCACAUUGAUCUUGUAUCCUUUUUUUUUGUUUUAUUACAAAGUAGGCUACACAUACGUAUGGUUUACAUAUAGAAUGUACCGAGAACGGGAGACGAGUCGCUUGUAAUUGUAAAUCUUAAAAGAAGAAAAGAGGGGACGCGUACGCGCGCGCGCCGAUGUGCACGCAUUUGUACGUGCAUUUACACAUACACAUUCACAUACACGUAUACCCCGAAAUCACACGUAAAUCACGAAUUAGUUAGAUAAGCCACGCGUGAAGCCAGUACAGUCCCACGGCGUGAGAGUGUGCGAAAGUAGGAGGAAGGUGUACUUCGUGAAAUACACUUGAACGUGUAGAGAGAGAAUGAGAGAAAGCUAAGCGAUGUCGUGGAGAAAGAGAGCGAGAUAGAAAAGAGAGAAAGAGGAGAGCGCAUGUGUGUUAGGGAAGCGCAUAUGUAUGCAUGUCAGUGCGUGCACGUGUGUGUGUGUGUGUAUGUGCAGGGAGAGCAUGGGAGAGAAUGCGAGUGAUUUCGACACGAGCAUGCAGUGGGUUUUAGCAUAAAUGAUCUAUUGACAAAUGUUGUAUAUUAUUACGAAUUAUAAUGACACUAUUAUAAUUAAUUAAUUAAUUAAUUAAUUAAUUAUUAUACCCUAAUAAUGUGAAUUGAAUUUAAACGACAAAAAAUACACGAAAUGAUAAGUAAUAGGCGAACAAAUUUUUAAUUGUUAGCGAAGCACACACGAAAAGCCGGAAUUAUAACGCCCCACGGGCCUAGGGCCGAAAACACGAAAGUAGCAGGCCGAUCCGCGCGACGGAGUCGAAAGUACCGAGCGUAAAAGCACCGAACGUGUAACGUUGCGGCAAAGUCGCGCGGAGAGGCGGCGAACGUAUGGAAACUUAAAAUCCUUGCCGGGAGAAAGUGCAUCGCCCAGCCUCGAGCGGCACGACUCGCCCUCCGUAUAAGGAAAGGACAUAUUCUCGACGAUCCUCGUUCCAAUCUGUAACGCGUUCGCGAGGCGUGAUUAACGGCGCCUCGCCGCAAAGCGAGAUCUUUGAAAACAUUCCGCAGUGUCGAACUAGUCACAUUCACAGGGAGAAGCAACAAUCGUAAGGCGUGUACCGAUGAACAUUUACGGCCGGUUUUACCGACGAUGAUUGACUCUAAUCGCGGAUACCUUUAUCGGUUCCUCGCCUCUUUCCACAGCUCGAAGCUUCGGAAAGGGAUGAAGAGCCGCUUGAAGCAAAUUAGCUAGCUGGCUCUGGUGAGAUUGGUCCUCGGACAUUGGAACAGACUGGAUAAAGGUUUAGCAAAUAUCAUUAGAUAUUCUCGUUUAUGCGUUAGAUAUUUUAUUACUUUUUUUCCUGCAAAAGUCAUCACCCGCGAAAAUCGUCUCUCUUUGGAGUAUGCAUUUCGGUUGUUAGAUAAAUCUCGAUUGCUCCGUUCGAAUAGUCGGUGAUGCAUUUCGACAAUAGUCGAAAUGCGAGACGAGGUAUAUAAUCACGCGCAUCCAAACUCGGCCGCAUCUUCACCGAAAGCUAUUUUAGCUUCGAACAAAAGUCCUGCGAGAGAGUCGUGAUCGUUCGUCGCCGUAUGUAAUCAGAAGACUCAUCACGAGUCUUUUGCAUUAUGCGCAAUAAGAGACGAGUGGAUCGCAGGUUCGCGGUGAAAGUAACCGUGACAAGUAUCAUGAAUUCAUGAGUGACAGUCGAUCGCAAACUGAUGACCCGGGGUCGCGUAUUAAUCUGCGGAGGAUGCGGUUUUUAGCUUCGGGCGCGUUUCACUUUUCUUAUCUUUUCUUCUCCCAUGCAUUUUUCUACGGACACGCAUCUGCGAGGUGUGGAAACGCGCGCAAUUUCUCGUACGAAGGGAAACAUAUAUUUUGAACGAUGUAGUAAUACGAGUCCCUCACGCUGACGACCAGAAUGACAUUUAAACGCUUGCCUUUGAAGUCGCGCUUUGCGUUUCCGCACGAAAUGCGCAGCUGGCCUUGUUGUAAAGGUCUACGAGAGCGAAAGAUAUGCGUAAUGUACUUCGAAAAGUAUCACUAAUACGCGAAUCACUCUUAAUUGUUUAACGCAAAUUCGUAUUAAUUACGGUCUUUGUUGCGCGAUCCUCAGUACUCGCGAGCAAUCAAAGGGCUGUUGCAAUUUCUCGUUAAUGAGUCAUUCUAUUUUCAUCUAAUUCGGCUGAAAUUACCUUUGAUUCGCACAUUGCGCAAUGUAACGCAGCUUCAAGGCAUGAAUGCAGCACUUUUCACGUAUUUCCCGAUUAGCAUCUCCCUUUGGAAAUGUUUAUUCCACCACAUUUGUAUAUAUCUAUUUAUAAUUAUUAAUUUAUGAUCUCAAGCACAUAUUUAUCUUUUUCAGACAAACUCAUUUAAGAUUGUGGAGUAAAUUAAAUUUCCGUAUUCUCUAAUGUGUAAUAUUGUGUAUUCAACGGAAACCAUGAGCUUCUUUUCAGGCUAAAUCAAGUUAAGUUAAAUUAAAGCCAAUAUACACUUAAAGUCGAUUUUAAUUUCGAAGUAAAUUUAAUAAUCGGUGUAUUAAAAAAAUAAUUAAAUAUUUAUCAUUAUCUUGAAUCUUUAUUUUACCUAAUAACCGAAAGCUUCUAUUUCGCGGGAUAUCGCGUAAUUACACGCGGCGGGGAAAUUGAAUGUAUUCACGUCGGAUUCUCGUGGUAAGCUGCAUCAUUAAACGCACUAAAACGAUAACGUUCAAUUAAACCUUUUGCGAUCGUGCAUAACGCGCCGCGCGAUUCACGAAGCCAUCGGCUGAUAAACAGCCAGCGCUCGAUUAGCUUAAUUUCUAUUCAUCAACAAGAUUUAGCACGAAUGACAUUUGCCGGUCGUAUUACCGCGAUGUCGUUGUAAUUCACGAUUAAUAUUUGAUAGACUGUUAAUAAACGAAACUGUUCAUCUAGCGUUUGUGAGUGUGCCGCGAGUACCGUGUUCAUUUAAUUGACCCAUUCACUACAUCCGCAUUGACGUUUGAUUAAUGAUACACGAUCUAUGGUGGAACAAUUGGUAUUUUGUCAGAAAAUGAGGAAUUGUAAAGACGAACUGCAGAGCUAUUUUUGUCGAGUCUAAAGAUUCCAACGAGUUGUUUCCUUUUUCGCGCCAUAAACAGGAUUGUCAUCUUUAAACGAAUCGAAAAUAUAAUUCGGCUAAUUCCGACAGAAAUGCCGUCCGAAAACGUGAUUGACUGUUUUACAUGCGCGUGAAUUUCGCGUACGAGAAUCUUUAUCGCACGACGCGACGGUUCGGUUUCUGAGUCGAAAAGAUCUCGAGUACAUUUUGACUCAGGGAGAAGAGUGUGUCGUAUUCAAAAGCAUUACUUGCGAGCUUUGGACUGAGCAGCCGAAUGCUUGCGAGCUACCGCGAUCAUUACUGACCAUUUCCUUUUCGCCAGGUCGAUUAUCGCAAAUCUCCGAGUCGUAGGACUGAUCUUCGCAGAGUUUCUCAUUUCAGCGUUUUAGUGGUCGAGCAGCUCCGCUCAAAAUAUUUAGACUUUUCAAUAUUCAAAUAAUUCAAAUAAUUCGAAUUUAAAUUCAAAUACCGGAGACUUCUCGGCAAUCCGCUUUCAAUUUUUCACACAGCAAGAGCAAUUAGAAUACGAGAAUGGAGAAAACUCGAUACUUGGACGCGCUUUAUCUUGUCAAAUGAAUCCCCGCAGAAAUUUCUAAUCGUUUGUACAAGUCGGCCGCAUAUGUACAUUUGGAAAGCUUGUCUCUGGAUCGUCAACGCCGGGUGUGAUUUGUAUCGCUCCGAACGGAGGCAGUUCAGCUAUCAUCGCAGAUGCGCGAUCUGCGCACAAUUUAGAAAACUCUCCACGAAAUAAAUUGCAUAUCACACUCACCGACCGUGUCUCAGGAGAAGCAGAUUAGCGUUACGGAGGUGUCGUGUAUCGCGCCGCGAUCCUAGACCGAUUAGCGUCUCAUCCUGUUGUCCACCCCGAUACUGUUUACCUAAGGGAUAAUAUUCCAAAUAAUUGUUGACAGAUGAUCAAUCGUAUGUAUAAUGGUAAAGUGAAAGAGAGAGAACAAAAAAAAAAGAAGACGUGCCACUCGUCGCUGAGUACAACGUACACGCGCGAAGGCAACCUACCGUUAUUGUUCCAAGUUCAGAGGACCUUUUCUCGUUUGCGUAAUCGCACCUUGGCAUUCCUCGAGAUUUUGCCUCGUCCUUGCAGAUCCCAGCACACGUUCGGCUGCAAGCACAAUUUGAAUCGUUUAAUCGUUUAAUCGCGACAAGAAGAACGCGAUUUUGCCGCAAAAUCAGGCACUUUCGAACAACUUUACUUAUAUUUUCAUCAAAUAAUUAUUAUAUUCCAAUUAUAUUUUACAUUAGCGUUAAAAUUGUAAUCGAGGAAGAGAGAGUAUUGCUCGCGCCGAGGCCGCUUCGAGAACGUCGGUACAGUCGAGGCUAACUUUCGUAACUAUUAGUUUAGAUAGAAAAUUCUUCUUCUAUUUAACAUCAGAAAGCUGGAGCCGAGUCGGAAUUAAUUAAUGCACGGCGGUCGGUGCAUCUCCGCGCAAUUUCCACGGGCCCGGCCGCACGAAAGUCGCGUGAAGGACGCCUCGGCCUCUCUCGGAUGUUCCUCAGACGUCUUUUAAACGCCGCGUUUUCGUUUUUCCCCGAGAGAACGUCUAGCGAGCGAGAGACGAGGGAGGGGGGCUGAUGUUCCGUGUAAACGUAAUAUCCCUUGCGGCAGGAACGCGCGUUUGCCGGGUUUCGGCCGGCUGUAUCCCGUAUAAAAUUCCCUCUGUAAAUACCGUCCUCUGAAUUUGGCACGGAGGCCUCCCGGUGGCCUCUCUCCGUGGUCUCGGUGCGGAGAAACGCAGUCCGGAGAGAUUGGGCGGGUGGUCGUCGAUCGGAUCGUCAACCGCGCCGGGCCAGUCUUGAGCGAUGAUCGCGCACCGACAUUGCGUGUAAAAUAUUAGCGAAUUAGGGACGAUUUAAUUGCGAUUUCAAGGAUAUCACAAAACCUUACCUACCCUGUACUCUAGUGGACAUGGGCCAAAAACUCGGUAUAUUAUAUUAAUAUACGUUCAAGGUUGGCCCAUCGCCAUGACCAAUGAAGUAGUGAAGGAGAGGAAGCGGGGGCAGAAGGGGGGGGUAAAAGGGGGGAAGGAAGGGAGGAAGGAUAGGAGCAAAGAGCGAAUUGUCAUCCAAUCACAUUUUUACGCACUCCAAAAUUUUUAUCCUCGUCAUUUGUAUCAUAGCAGCCGUGUGUUUAAAGACGACUCCACAUUAUGUGUAUGUAAUCAAAAUUGUAACUGAUAAAACGUUAAUAAAAAAACGAUAUCCGAAA